Closterium sp. Naga37s-1 is the source of this 3360-nucleotide messenger RNA. The record is from the annotation of a GenBank genome assembly. NCBI's taxonomy places the organism in Eukaryota, Viridiplantae, Streptophyta, Zygnematophyceae, Desmidiales, Closteriaceae.
AUGCCCUUCCAAACCACCCACCCGUCCGAUCUCUCUCCCUUCUUCCCAUCUCUACAACCCUCCCCGGAUCCCGCCUCCUCCGCAAUCCAAACCUCCCCAGACCCCCCUCCCGCGCUCACCAAGCCGUCCCUUCCGCCCGGCUCCAGUGCAACCCAGCCGGGGGGGGCAUCAGACUCGACAAUUGCUCUACCCUCUGAUCCUUCCAAAUCAGAUCCUAACCACUCUAGUGGCGAUUCUUCCAAGUCGGAUCCAGGCCUUUCCAGUGAUCCCACGGAGCUAACAACGCCUAUUCCCACGCGAGGUGGCGGGCUUGGGGGUCUGCUGCAGCUCAGCGAUCCCUCCGCUCCCCUUCCUCCGCCUCCCAACCCGUCACUAUCACCAUCACCGCCACCGCCCUUCCCCUCUCCCCCUUCUCGCCCGUCUCCGUCCGCUCCCAAGCAGCCCUCUCGUGGGUCUUCCUCAACCCAAACCCAACCAACCCCUGCUCUCCAUCCGCCACCAGGACCGCCCAUUUCUAACAGCAGCAGAAACAGCAGCAACAACAGUAGUAGCAGAAGUAACAGCAGCACACCGUUUCUGUAUCCUCCAUCCCGACCCUCCUCCUUCCCUCCCCCACCCCCUCUCCCUACCGACCCGCUCACCUCCUCCACCCCCUCUGCCGCCCUCUCCACGCCUCUCUUCAUCGGCCUACUAGUGGGUGCCUCGCUGCUCCUCUCCGCCCUCCUCCUCAUGCUCUACUGCUUCGUGGGCGACAGACAGGACAGGCCAGGGCCCAGGCGCGCCUGGCUAUGGAAACCCGCGCCCCACACACACGCCUCUGCCGGUCCGGGUAGUGCCGGUGCUGCGUCUGGCUCAGCUGGUUCUGGGGCUGGCCCCUCUGGGAAUGGAGAUACGGCUGCCCCUUCUGCUGGGGGGAAUGCACCUGUGGUUAGUUGUUCUGGGGAUGGUGGGGUGGGAAGCGAUGGCAGCGGCGGCUUGUCGUCUCAAUCGCUGUCCAGUCAAGAGCAUUGUGACCCUGAGGCUGGCGGGGGAGAGAGGGCGGAGGAAGGGGAGGGGGGGAAGCAGAAGCGGAAAGGGAAGAGGUGGAGGAUUGUUCGGAUUGGGAAAACAGGUUCGGGUGGUGCAGGAAGUGAGUUAGACCCGCUGAUCGGAAGCAUGGCGAUGACGUCGGGAUUUGGGUUGCAGUCGCUGCUCAAGGAAGGGCACAAGCACCUGACGGGGUUAGAGGAGGCGGUUCUAAAGAACAUCGAGGCGUGCAAGCAGCUCUCGCACAUCACGCGCACGUCGCUGGGACCCAAUGGCAUGAACAAGAUGAUCAUCAACCACCUUGACAAGCUGUUCGUGACGAGCGACGCGGCGACCAUAGUCGCGGAGCUGGAGGUGCAGCACCCGGCGGCGAAGCUGGUGGUGCUGGGGGCCAAGGCGCAGCAGGAGGAGGUGGGCGACGGCGCCAACACGGUGGUGUCGCUGGCGGGGGAGCUGCUGGCAGGCGCGGAGGAGCUGAUCCGGUCGGGGCUGCACCCGAGCGAGAUUAUCGCUGGAUACGCCAAGGCGACGGAUAAGCGGAAAUGCUCAUGCAGUGGGGCUUGCAGCCCUGCGAGAUCAUUGGGGGGUACAAUGACAAGGAGUGAGGGGUUUGAUAAAAGUGACAUUCAAGGAAGCACGGUCUCUUCUGCGUCACCCUUCCCACCUUACCCCCACCCUUCCCACCUUACCCCCACCCUUCCCACCUUACCCCCACCCUUCCCAUCUCACCCCCACCCUUCCCACCUUACCCCCACCCUUCCCACCUUACCCCCACCCUUCCCACCUUACCCCCACCCUUCCCAUCUCACCCCCACCCUUCCCACCUUACCCCCACCCUUCCCACCUUACCCCCACCCUUCCCACCUUACCCCCACCCUUCCCAUCUCACCCCCACCCUUCCCACCUUACCCCCACCCUUCCCAUCUCACCCCCGUGCGUCCCCUUCCCUUGUCGCCCGCUAACCAGGUGUUGGAGGAGCUCGAGACGCUGGUGGCGGAGGGCAGUGACAAGGUGGACGUGCGGAGCAAGACAGGCAGAGGUGUCUUAUCCAUGCUGCACCCUCUUGUUCCCCACCCCCGCUCACGUCUCUCCCCCAUGCGUUCCCUUCCCGUAUCACCUGCUUCCCAGGUGUUGGAGGAGCUAGAAACGCUGGUGGCGGAGGGCAGUGACAAGGUGGACGUGCGCAGCAAGGCGGAGGUCGAGAAGCGCCUCGUGGCGGCCGUGGCCAGCAAGCAGUUCGGCAGUGAGCCCGUGCUGUGCCCUCUCAUUGCUGACUGGCUCCUCGUGCCGGCGCUUGCCAGCAAGCAGUUCGGCAGCGAGCCCGUGCUGUGCCCUCUCAUUGCUGACGUGAAUGUGCCGAGAAUGCGUGCUGGAAUCACCUGUGGAGAAGCUGGGUGCUACCUGCUCACCGCGCUUGCGUGCAUGCAGGCAUGCAUGCAGGUGUGUCCCAGCAACCCCAACAACUUCAACGUGGACAAUGUGCGAGUGGCCAAGAUACUGGGCGGGGGGCUGCAUGACUCCAAGGUGGUGCGAGGCAUGGUGCUCAAAACGGACACCACGGGGACCAUCAAGCACACCACCAAGGCCAAGAUCGCGGUGUUUGGAACGGGAAUCGACACACAAGCCACGGAGACCAAGGGCACGGUGCUCAUUGAGAAUGCCGAGCAGCUGGAGAACUACGCCAAGUCGGAGGAAGCGAGGGUGGAGCAGGCGAUAAGGGAGGUGGCGGAGUCAGGGGCGACGGUGGUGGUGAGCGGGCAGACCGUGGGCGAAAUGGCUCUGCACUUCUGCGAGCGAUACAAGCUCAUGGUGCUCAAGAUCUCCUCCAAGUUUGAGCUCCGGCGGUUCUGCCGCACCACUGGCGCCGUCUCCCUGGUGAAGCUACAGAAGCCAACAGCAGACGAGCUGGGCUUUGCGGACUCUGUUUCGGUGCAGGAGAUAGGCGGCAGCACGGUGGUGGUGGUGGAGAACGAGUCAGGAGGCAACCUGGUGGCGACGGUGGUGCUGCGGGGCAGCACGGACAGCAUUCUGGACGAUGUGGAGCGGGCUGUGGAUGAUGGCAUCAACACCACGGACAGCAUUUUGGACGAUGUGGAGCGGGCAGUGGAUGAUGGUAUCAACACGUACAAGGUGAGACGCAUGGAGGUCUGCUUGGGCAGCACGGAGGACAGCAUUCUGGAUGAUGUGGAGCAAGCAGUGUAUGAUGGGAUCAACACGUACAACGUGAGACGCAUAGGGAUCUGGUAUUUGAGCCGAGUGCUGCCUGGGGGAGGGGCGACUGAGAUUGAGUUGGCCCGACGCCUCAAGCAGUUUGCACGGACGCAAGUGGGGUGA